Messenger RNA from Peronospora matthiolae, 510 nucleotides. Lineage: Eukaryota; Oomycota; Peronosporomycetes; Peronosporales; Peronosporaceae. The record is from the annotation of a GenBank genome assembly.
AUGCUUCUGCACAUGAGCGCGGAUUAUCAUCACGUGGUUGAUGACUGUGAAGAGGCGUGGGUCGCGUGGGCGCGUUUGAAGACGCUGUACGGCGGGUCGCAGAAGGCUGGACGCAUCUACUUGAAGCGCCAGCUGUUCAGCAUGGAGAUGGCGGAAGGCGGCAAUGUGAUGCAUCAUUGCAACGAAGUCCUCAACAUCAGCGCGAAGCUCAGCAGCAUCGGCGCCAAGAUGGAGGACGAGGACAUGAGCAGCUCGGAACUGCGAUCGCGAGACGUCGUGAGAGUGCUCACGAAUGAGCACAUCAAGAGGCAAGGUGACAAGACGACAUCGGUGAAGACUGAAGACACGGCGAAGGCGUUCAGUGCCGAGCGUGAACCUCGCCAGUGUACAUACUGCGGAAAAUUGGGGCACACGGCGGAGCGGUGCUGGACCAAGCAGAAGGACGAAAAUCAAGGUGGAGCUCGACGCGGCGGCAACAAUGCUCGUGGACGCGGAGCCAACAACGUUUAG